AUGACACUCAGAGACCGUGAGACGAUUGGUACAUCGUCGGUAACCCACGGUCCUGACGCUCUCAGAGACCAUGGGACGAUUGGUACAUCGUCGGUAACCCACGGUCCUGACACUCACAGAGACCAUGGGACGAUUGGUACAUCGUCGGUAACCCACGGCCCUGACGCUCACAGAGACCGUGAGACGAUUGGUACACCGUCGGUAACCCACGGUCCUGACACUCACAGAGACCGCGAGAUGAUAGAAACAUCGUCGGCAACCCACGGUCCUGACACUCACAGAGACAGUGAGACGAUUGGUACAUCGUCGGUAACCCAAGGCCCUGACAAUCACAGAGACCGUGAUACGAUUGGUACAUCGUUGGUAACCCAUGGUCCUGACACUCACAGAGAAAGUGAGACGAUUGGUACAUCGUCGGUAACCCACGGCCCUGACACUCACAGAGACAGUGAGACGAUUGGUACAUCGUCGGUAACCCACGGUCCUGACACUCACAGAGACCGUGAGAAGAUUGGUACAUUGUCGGUAACCCAUGGUCCUGACACUCACAGAGACCGUGAGACGACUGAUACAUCGUCAGUAACCCACGGUCCUGACACUCACAGAGACAGUGAGACGAUUGGUACAUCGUCGGUAACCCACGGCCCUGACGCUCACAGAGACAGUGAGACGAUUGGUACAUCGUCGGUAACCCACGGCCCUGACACUCACAGAGACCGUGAUACGAUUGGUACAUCGUCGGUAACCCACGGCCCUGACACUCAUUGGCAGAGACCGUGA
Pecten maximus is the source of this 780-nucleotide messenger RNA. Its product is annotated as histidine-rich protein PFHRP-II-like. The transcript has a single exon. The record is from RefSeq and is a predicted model, not a curated record. Lineage: Eukaryota; Metazoa; Mollusca; Bivalvia; Pectinida; Pectinidae. The coding region runs from base 1 to 780 and encodes 259 amino acids.